This is a messenger RNA of Racocetra persica, 253 nucleotides long. NCBI's taxonomy places the organism in Eukaryota, Fungi, Glomeromycota, Glomeromycetes, Diversisporales, Gigasporaceae. The record is from the annotation of a GenBank genome assembly.
AAACAAAUCUUCGAAUUUUUAUAAUGGAUCGCCUGGGCCCCCACUGUGCCGCGUCCGUGAAAUUUUCGAUUUCCAAAUUCCUUAUACUUCUUCAGACGAAAUUUCAACUCUUUAUUUUACACAUAGUCUCUGGAAGAUUCAGUUAGGUUUAAGAAAUACAUCUAGCAUGAUAGAUAAUAUUUGCGAAGAAAUACAAAGACAACGACAAAGACCUCUGAUUAAUCCCCCUGAUGUUCCAGCCGAAUUAUCCAUU